Molecule: messenger RNA, 2586 nt
Organism: Cantharellus anzutake
Lineage: Eukaryota; Fungi; Basidiomycota; Agaricomycetes; Cantharellales; Hydnaceae
Exons: 6
Coding region: 277-2157 (626 amino acids)
Molecular function (GO): flavin adenine dinucleotide binding; N,N-dimethylaniline monooxygenase activity; NADP binding
Source: RefSeq, a predicted model, not a curated record
GAACGCGAUAACAAAUGACAAAAAAAUAGACCUUCCGACCUGAAGAUCACCUUUGCAUACAUGAUCUAGGUGGGAGGACCUAGCGCACAGGGGAUUCUCAAUACGUGAUAAGGCACUGUAUAAUUUUCAUAGCCUCGGCCCGUUGUCAAGCACCGGCAGUGUCACGACUCUCCGCAAGCAUGCCUCUCUAUGUUAUGUUGAGCAGGAGAGCAACUAUGAAACAGCGAACUUGAAGCUGAACCGAGGCACGCGGGAACGGCGGCCGAACAGCAAGUGAUGACUCACCAAAUUGAACGAAGGAAGGCCAUUAAUUCUCCUCAUGAUCAAAUCCGGGUGAUUUCGCUUUUGUUCCGAGUAUCUAUUCUGAAUACCGUUUGCCCUGCCAGUGCGCUCUCACGAGCCGCCCGCCCGAAGGCUGUGAGUGAAAUAGCCAACGACGACUACUACGGAAAAACGACACCGUUGAGGAUGCUGCUGGACUCGAUAUUAACUCUUCGAGCAUUGAUCAGCCAUUUUUCCCCGUGGCAGCGUCCUUUCGAACUGCUUGGGCAACCAGGUCUUCGAACUUCCCAGCCGCAAGACAUCUCUUCGCCGCCAAAACGCAUAGCCGUCGUGGGUGCCGGAACGGCAGGUCUCUCGUUCCUUAAAGUCAGCCUGGGGUACCAGCGAGAGCGUGAUGUCAACUGGGAAGUUGUCCUGUACGAACAGCGCCACGAUAUAGGUGGCGUAUGGCUUGAGCAAGUGGUCAAGCCUGAGCCCCCUCUUCUACCAGAGACUCCGCUUUACCCCAACCUUCGUACGAAUUCGCCGCACCCCGUUAAUACCUUUCCGAACUUCCCAUUCCCCGCCGAACUGGACUUAUUUCCUGGCGCGCAGUCCUUGUACCAGUACCACAAAGAUGUCGUCGCGCACUACAACCUUACUGGCUCGAUUCAUUUGCGGCAUAAUGUCACUACCGCUCGCUGGUUUGGUAAUGCUACCCAUGGCCAUUGGGGACUUACCAUCCAAAGACCACGAAAAACUUGCCCAUCCGGGACUAUGCAGAAUCCCACCCAUUUUUGGUGCUCAGUCUUACAGGGCUCAGAACACGAUUUGGAGACUAUAUACGAAAACUUCGAUCACCUCAUCGUGGCACCGGUCAAAACCGAUGACUGGCUAUUGAAAACUGAUCCUGAGUCUCCGUUCCGGAGAGACAUACGACAUUCUAUCUACUUCAACGGCCCAGAACCUUACGUAAAUCGCACUGUUCUUAUCGCCGGGGGUAGUGUUAGUGGCAUGGAUAUUGGGAACCACAUUACCCCAUUCGCUGCCAAGGCAUACAUUGCACGAUCGGCAGGGAUGAAAGGCGACCCGUCGAACCAUUUCCUUAUUCCAAAGCCUCGAUUGUCACACUUCGAUCGUGAUGCCAUUUAUUUUGAAGAUGGAUCCUCCGUGACAGAUGUUGAUAGCGUUAUCCUUGCAACUGGAUACCGCUAUAUCGUGCCGUUUCUGAUUGCUGGAAAUGCACUUGUUAUCGACCCCAAUGCAAGAUCACACAACACUUCACACAUCCAUCCGCCCCCUCUUCUACGGCUCACGAGCAACGGAAAAUACAUGCAUCCUCUUUACAAACAUACGAUGAGUUUGAGCUCCUAUUUCCCUCCUAGCUCUCUUUUUGUCUUUGCACUGCCGAGGAUUCCUCCACCUGCGCUCGGAGAUUCUGCUCAAGCUAUUUUCGCUACCCGGGUUAUCGCCGACCCAUCUCUCGUUGCCAACAGAAUUUCACUCCUUCGGGAAUUGGAGGAGGAUGAGGAACGUCUUCGACGGGCAGGAUAUGAUCCCGAUAAGCGAGCACAUACGCUCGUCGAUCUUGGCGAUCUUGGCCAAGCGUCGAACCUCUGGAUGGAGAGCCUUAUAGAUUUCCUCAAGGAGAGGAACGUCACUGGACUACCAUUGCCUGGAAGUGGUGGUCGGUACGUCGAUGAUUGGCGGAGAAAGCAUGGGGAUUUGCGUGCGCUUGUCGGAAUGUUGUUCACUUGGAGGGAGGUCGAGAAACGUGGUGAAUCGGAAAAGCUGCUCGCUGGGAGGAGGACAGAGAAAGAUUGGGCUGAACUGCUUGACUAUCUGGAGACACAUCCGUUGCCUCCUACUCCCAUCGAGGUUGAUCCAAAAGUUUAAUGAGACGUUGCGUCACAGCUCAAUGCCUCAGCACGAUAUUACAAUCUGUUCAGGUCAGUGCGCAUUUGGGUUUGUAGACGGGCGCCUUGGUCAACUCAUGAUCGUGGAAAAUUUAAUUCGAGGGCUGGUAUCAUACCACUGGCACAUAAGGUCCCAUUCUCCUUUGUGCGAUUCGAAGCACUAGUUAUGCAUUCUCCUUGGCCGAUGAGCUAAAGCUGAAUGGAGCUAGCUGUUGCAUCUUUCGAUAGUUGCAACACAUCGGAGAAUAAGAACAUCAUAAUUGCCAAAGUACAUUCAAGUCCUAAGUGUAUGCAUUGAAAGUCAAUCAGCUAGGGAUGCGGAGUCCUAGACAGUUUUUCGAUCCUAGAGAUGAAUACCAUGAUGGCUAAGUCCUGGAGGAUCAACGGCACCAUGCUCUGCCUACUGGCC